Molecule: messenger RNA, 2798 nt
Organism: Lolium perenne
Lineage: Eukaryota; Viridiplantae; Streptophyta; Magnoliopsida; Poales; Poaceae
Biological process (GO): regulation of telomere maintenance
Cellular component (GO): nucleus
Source: RefSeq, a predicted model, not a curated record
GUCGUCUUCCCUGGCAGCAGCUGCGCUGCGCAGGCCCUCUCUGUUCGGCUUCUCGCCCCGUCCCCAACCGGCGCAGAAACCCAGAGAACUUUCUCGAACUUUCUCGAAGCAAGCCUCAGCUCUUCCUUCCUCCUCCUCCCCGUUGGCUCUUCCCCAAACCCCUGCACCGCCACCUCCUCAUGGACCAUCCAUGGCGCUUCCCAGCCGGCGACCUCUGCCCCGUCUGCGCCGCGCCCCACUUCCCCUUCUGCCCCCCUCCUCCUCCUCUCCCGCCCCACCCCUUCCCCUACGACCUCCACCCGCCGCCCCCUCCUCCGCCGCCGCACUACCACGCCCCUUUCCACCCGCCGCCGCCGCCGCCGAUGUGGGCUCCUCCGGGGCCGCACCCCUACGAUCUCCUCGAUAUGGAAGGCCCCCACAAGCGGAUGCGCGUGGGCGACGCGCCCCCGUUCGAUCCGUACGCCGCUCCCAAUCCGCCGAUGCCGGGCAGGGCUUCCGUGGAGGGCGGCCGGCUGCUCGGCCUGAUCCGGGAGCAUGGCCAUGGCCGCCCUCAGCUGCCGCCCACGCAGUGGCAUGGCGAGCCGUACCCACCCGAUGGUUUCGGUUACGGAGGGGACAGAGGCCAUCCUCCUCCUCCUCCUCCUCAAAACUAUAACAACCCUUACGCGCAGGGAGGGAACUUCGCCGACUACGAUCUCGUCAGAAGGAUGCCACCUCCUCCGCCCAUGCCGUUCGAUAGGCACAGCGCCUUCGAUUCAGGUUUUGCGCCUGUAGGAGGAUCUCAGGAGAGCUAUUUCGACCGCCGUCAGUUUCACCCGGAUGCACCGCCCGGUGCUCCACCACUUCCUUCGGUGCCUCAACAUGCUGAAGCAGGGAACCAUUACGAUUCCCGCGAGUGGCGUUCUCAUGCCGGUGGUGUUGUGCCGCCGCCACCACCGGACCCCCCUGUGCCUUCUCCCCCAGAUUACCAUGCCAUGCCACCUCCGCGGGCAGCAGAUUCGUCGCUGUUUCCUGUCCUUUCCAGUUCUGCAGCUACUACCUCACAUCCUCCUAGUGAUCACACUUUAAAACAUCAAUCCCACGCAAUGUCGAACACAAAUAGUUACAAUGGACCCAACCACAACGAGGGCUUAGGUUUGAUAUAUCAACCACACCCGGAGCAGCAUUUGGGGGAUGGAAGACUAGCACAAGAGAAACAUUCUUUUAACGAUGUAAAAGUCAAUAUCGUUAAUGCAUGUGACUUGUUCAGGCUGCCCCUUCGGGCUUCACGCCCUGAUCAUAUUGUUAUCAUCAUGCGAGGGCUUCCAGGUAGUGGAAAGAGCUACCUUGCCAAGGCAUUGCGUGAUCUUGAAGUUGAGAGUGGUGGAAGUGCACCCAGAAUUCACUCGAUGGAUGACUAUUUCAUGAUUGAGGUUGAGAAGGUUGAAGGCGCUGAAGGGUCUAAAUCUUCUACUGCAUCCAAAGGACGGAAACAUUUGACCAAGAAAGUAAUUGAAUAUUGUUAUGAACCUGAGAUGGAGGAGACAUACAGAUCAAGCAUGUUGAAUGCGUUUAGGAAGACCCUUGAUGAAGGGAAUUUCACAUUUGUGAUCGUGGAUGACCGCAAUCUGCGGGUAGCCGAUUUUGCUCAAUUUUGGGCAAGCGCGAAGAGAUCUGGCUAUGAGGUGUACUUGCUGGAGGCACCAUAUAAGGAUCCAACAGGAUGUGCUGCUAGGAAUGUUCAUGGGUUUACAUUGGAUAAUAUCAAAAAGAUGGCAGCUGACUGGGAGGAGGCUCCACCACUAUAUCUGCGACUAGACACCCACUCUCUAUUCCAUGAUGACAAUCUUCGUGAACAUUCUAUACAAGAGGUUGAUAUGGACACAGAAGAUAGCGAUAAUGCCAAUGACACAUCAGUUAGCACUGAGGCUGAAGACUCAAAGAAGGCUAUACCUGAUGAUGUACCUGAUCGAGGGGACAAGUGGGACUCAUCUGAUGAAGAAGACCUAGAUGACAUUAAGGAGCUAGGACAGAGUAAAUGGUCAAAAGAUUUUGACGAGGAUACAGCGAAGUCCAAGCAUGCAGAUGGAAGUACACAUGCUCUUUCUGGGCUGGCCCAGACAUAUGGCACUCGUCGAAAAACACUUACUUGGGGUGAUCAGCUUGAAAAGGGUGGAUUUUCUAUCGGUGCAGCCAAAAGAAGACUCUCUUCAUCCUUAAUCAUAGGACCUGGAUCAGGGUACAAUUUGGUUACCAACCCUUUGCCUGAAGAUAAUUCCGCAGGGGUGAAAGAUAAAGUGAACAAUGAAACAAAACGACGAUUCAGUGAGCAACUUCGUGAUGAAGGUCAAUCCUUCAAGGCAGUUUUCGACAAGCGAAAACAGCGCAUUGGGGUUUUCGACAACGGGAAUGAUGAGUAAUCCGUGACAGAGAAAGCCUCUGGUGGCAACCUGAAGACUUAUGUGCCUUUGGGUACUCAAAUAUGGCUCGGGGGCAAGCACAUGCAGCUCGGAAUCACUGGUUGCAAUAUCGCAGUUUGAAGAUUCUUGGUACUGCCUGCUAAGUGCUAAUCAGUCCCUGCGAGUCAAGAUUGAAGUGAGCACUAGUUUCUGCUAGUGCUGUUUGUGUUGGUGCUCCCAUUUCGUCCCACAGAAAGAACUUGCCAGAAGUGGUUCCCUCUUCGAGUUGUAUCGUAAGCUCUUUGCUGUGUUCCUCUCAGCAAUGUGAAGUUUCUUCAUGGACUUGCUAUUUCUGUGUUUAAAGGAAAGGAAAUAUUUUUUGUAAUGGCAAUAACUUUUUUUUUGUGACAGCAAACGUUA